This is a messenger RNA of Carassius auratus (goldfish), 2820 nucleotides long. Its product is annotated as circularly permutated Ras protein 1-like. The record is from RefSeq and is a predicted model, not a curated record. NCBI's taxonomy places the organism in Eukaryota, Metazoa, Chordata, Actinopteri, Cypriniformes, Cyprinidae. Gene Ontology annotation, biological process: COPII-coated vesicle cargo loading; endoplasmic reticulum to Golgi vesicle-mediated transport; intracellular protein transport. Bases 157 to 2103 code for a protein of 648 amino acids. The transcript is spliced from 20 exons. Gene Ontology annotation, molecular function: SNARE binding; zinc ion binding. Gene Ontology annotation, cellular component: endoplasmic reticulum exit site; COPII vesicle coat.
UUUUAGGUCGUGCACCAACAGUUUCUUUACUUCCUGUUUCAUCAGGCACACAGUUACACAUGCACAGUAGGUGUGUGGAGAGCAGGACCUUAAUGUUAUUGGCUUUCUACGCAAGCUAAAAGUCAGACACUUUAUUUUGAGCUACCAUCACCAGAGAUGGAGUUUGCUUGCAGUCAUGUUGUGUGUAACUGGAGGUCGGAGAGCUUAUCAGAAGAUGAAGCUAAAGUCUCAAAUCAAGGUUGUUCCUCCACGCUUCCCUGUGGUCUGUCCAGAGCUCAGUCCGAUCAUCCUUACGACAACCGCAUUACCUUUGUUCAGAAACCAGCUCCAUCAGUGGCUCCACCACCUGUUCCUCCCCGUAGCAUAGAAAGGAGAGGCACUGUGUUUAGAGCUCUCCCACCCCCACCUUUACCGCCGAGAGGUUUGGAUAAUAUUGGAGAGACUCACCUUAAAGCUAAUGUAAAUGUGGUGUCGCUAAAAGUGGGUAGCCUUGUGGACAUUAGUAAAGCAUCUGCUAUACAGUGCAGCCAAAAACCAGUGCAUUGUGGGAAAUGUAGUGCUGUCAUGUCCUCAGCAAGCAGUCCAGAGACACACCAUAAAACAAUAAUAUGGAGGUGUGAGUUUUGUGGAAAGGAGAACGUUUACCCUCAGACUACGCUGAAGGGAGGCCGGUUUUCUUUGCGCAGUCCUUCAGGCAGGGAUAUACUGUACAUGGACGACGAUGAGGACACAGAGUAUGAGAAUCUAGAUGACAUGCUUAUUGUCCUGUGUGUGGACAUUUCCGGAAGUAUGAGCGUCACUUCUGAGAUCUCUCCUGGUAACGCCAUGCGAUCACCCACUUAUGUUUCACGACUGCAGGGAGUCCAAGAAGCUCUUCAGAUGGUGCUGUCCUCCCUGCAGAAAACCUCAUCUCACCGAAGAGUGGCACUGGUGACAUUUAACAAUGAGGUGACAGUAUAUGGGGAUGGUACAAAGGUUCCUCUGACUCUGAGAGACUGGGCACUGGUGGACUAUGACUAUGUGAAGAAGGCGGGCGAGAACUACAGCACCCCUCACUGCAUCGCAGAGACCAUCCAACCUCUCACCCAGAAAAUCAAAGAACUCAGAGAACAUGGAGCCACAGCCCUGGGACCUGCUGCCCUCGUCUCUGUUGCCAUGGCAUCUCAGUUCACAGGGUCAAAAGUUAUAAUUUGCACAGAUGGUCAGGCCAACAUAGGCCUAGGCCAUUUAGAUCAGGAGUUUUCUCGUUGCCCCAACCCCUCACCUUAUUUUUACAAUCGGUUAGCCCAUUAUGCUGCCGAAAAGGGCGUGAUAGUGUCUGUGAUGACCUUUGAAGGAGAGGACUGUCGUUUGGCAGAGGUUGGGAGAUUGGCAGAUCACACAGGAGGCCGAAUAAAUAUUGUUAAUGUUGGUACAGUUGCCACAGAGAUCCAGAGCGCUAUAGCUGACAAUGUCCUAGCAACUAGUGUCAUGGCAACACUGCUGGCACCAGAUGGCAUGUACUUCCCCUAUGAGGAGGAUAAUCAUCGGUUAGUACGAGAGAUUGGCAAUGUAACAGAUGGUGUUGAGAUCACCUUCCAGUUUGCAAUCAGAGCAGAAAAAGUUGAAAGUUUCCAACAACGGGACCGGAUCCCUUUUCAACUGCAGCUGAGUUUCAAGACUCGAGAUUUGCAGAAAGUGACGAGAGUCAUCACUCAUCAGAAACGAGUCACCACCAGCAGCUGGGUGUGGGCAGGCAGUUUAAAUAUAUCUGUGUUGGGCGUUCACUGUGCCCAGCUGUGUGCCCGGCUGACUAUGGAGGGCCGAGUACAGGAAGCACAGAGACAACUCAGAGCUCAACAGGACCUUCUCAAAGACAUCAGUCAACAGAAGCCGAGUCCUAAAGAAGAGAGUAUCUAUGGGAACUGGAUUAGUACCAUGAGUAUGAUCUGUGAAGACCUCUCCACAGUCAACCAGAACACAACGGAAACUGACGCCAAACAAGCAUCCCGAACAUGUUCCACUGCGAGUCUCUCAGAUGCAGCGGCCAAUGUGGUCUACCAAAUGAAGAGAGCCAAGAGUAUGAGCGGAAAGGGACAGAGAGUUGCCAUGAUGGAGAACUGAGCUCAGAUGCCAUCAAGAGUUGUGAGCAGUCAUUUUAAGUGUCAUGUAGGCUGCUAUAUCAAUCUCAAGCUAUGGACAAUGAAUACUGCUUGGAAUUUAUGCAAUAUACAAUAUAUGCAAACUAUGAGUUGAUAACCUAAUAUCCAGCUGGUGAGCUGCUUUCAGAAUCAGAAAGAGCUUUAUUGCCAAGUGUGCCUAAACACACAAGGAAUUUGUCUUGGUAAGAGAAGCUUCCAGUGCACAGACAAAAAAAGUGAGUAAAAAUAAAUACGUAAAAAAAAACAUAAUAGGCAAAGAGACAGUAAACAGCAUAUUGUAUGUACAGAUGUGCUAUAUACAAAUUAUGCAUGGGAAUGUGAACAGGUGUAUGGAAAGAAGUCACAGUGGGGAGAACAUUUAACUGUGCAUGAGGUAUAUGGCCUGAGGGAAGAAACGUUUCCUAUGUCUGGCUGUUUCGGUGCUCAGUACGCUGUAAACAGUUCAAAGAUGAAGUGGGCUGGGUGUGAGGGGUCCAGUGUGAUUUUGCCAACCCUUUUACUCACUUUCACUUUCCAUGGCAUCACUUCUGUAUUGAUCUUUGGCUGGUUUGUGCAUUUAAGACAUUUUUGAAUAAGUAACAUAUUUGACAUACAUUUGCAAUUGUCAGAUUACCAGCUUGGAUACUAUUGACUGUAUUAAUAAAUAUAAAGCAAUCAAAUAAAACAUGUUUUAUAGAAA